AUGAGAACAAACACUGAGCCUAGUCUGGGUUCCACAAACAACGCUGACGCCGAUAGGCGCAUGGUCACUGAGCCAUGCAGUCUUUUUAAUGGCGUCGCUGGUCGUGCGAAGUCUCCCCCUCGUCUCAAUCCCAUUUCGCCCCACCCCGUUGCCAUAUGCCUCGAUUCAGUGAUAGGAAUCGGCCACCUGCCACCUGAGAUUUGA
This is a messenger RNA of Mesocestoides corti, 204 nucleotides long. The record is from the annotation of a GenBank genome assembly. Lineage: Eukaryota; Metazoa; Platyhelminthes; Cestoda; Cyclophyllidea; Mesocestoididae.